Molecule: messenger RNA, 3348 nt
Organism: Hordeum vulgare subsp. vulgare (domesticated barley)
Lineage: Eukaryota; Viridiplantae; Streptophyta; Magnoliopsida; Poales; Poaceae
Exons: 5
Coding region: 1-2871 (956 amino acids)
Source: RefSeq, a predicted model, not a curated record
AUGCGCCUUAAGAUAAAGCUCGAGGCAAAAAACAUCGACUCUGCAGCAGAAGAGAUAAUUGGUGUUUUGGAGGAUGCAAGCAAAGGAAAUAUGAUCUACUUCAAGGGCUGGGGAGGUUUUGGAGCAUCCGCCCUUCUCAAUCUGGUAGCCCAACGCCUGAAAUCAUUGGCAACACUGAACAAGUUUGCCAAGGUUAUCCAUGUGGAUUGUUCCGUGUGGAAAAACAUGAGGGCACUGCAAAAGGCAGUAGGGGAGGAGCUGGAGCUUCCACAGUCUGUGAUGGCCAUCUUUGAGCGUUGCGACCAGGAAGACGAUUUCAAUGGGAUAGAGGAAGGGUCCAGAGGGGUGAUAGCAGAAAUCAGCAGGGAAAUAUGCAGAAAGCUUCUCAGCAGUAAAUUUGUGCUGAUUUUUCACAACGGGAGCAGGAGCUACAUUGAUUUGUAUGAGUGUGGUGUCCCAGUAAUAUCACUUUUGGGUAACAAGGUGUUGUGGACCUGGCAUGUGAGGUUUCGGUAUUGUGCCUAUCUCAUACUAGAAGAUGGGGAAAAGGGAAAGAUGAAGAGUCAGUCAGAUAUUCUCUUAUCUGCUUCUCCUAAUAAUGUUGAACUUCCAGAACUUUUAGAUCUAGUGCGAGAUCUGCUGCAUGAAGACGCUUUGGAGGUUGCAAAGUGCGCGGGGAUUGUUCAGCCCGAUGAUAUGAGCCACAAGAUAGUCAUGGAGUGCCUCAUAUACAGGACACUGAUUGCUAUGGACUUGAAGACACAUGCACCAAACUAUUGGGUCUGCGAUGGUAUUAUACAGGACCAAGACAAUGCAUCAGCAUGGGAGAUUGGAAAUUCUCUUGAGAGAAACAUGAGCUCAUAUUGGAAUUUCCCCUAUAACGAGGACACAGCUUCUGUGCUACAGGUGUCGGAUGAUUUUCUUGUUAACCGCUGGAAUUUCACCACCCACGAACAACUGCUAAAGGAUUACACUCGUGUGCUGCCUCCUCAGGUGACAUCCUUCUUCCUUUCUGAAGAUGAACCACCAACAAAUACAACAUCAAUAUUGCCAGUUCGCAUGUUCCAAUAUUCACAAAGCAGCAAGCUACGUGUGCUACACUUGUCUCAUUGCAUCUUCAGUUUUGCAUCUCCUCCCUUCCUCUGUUGCAGCCAACUAAGAUUGCUCCAUCUGGACCAUUGCAAAAAUAUCACACACGAUCAUGAGCAUCCAAGCCACAGUGAAAACAUGCCAUGUUUCCAGAAGCUAUGGGUGCUGGAUCUGAGGUAUACAAACUGGUAUUGGCUGCUAUCUGAAAAGAUGAAGAGAGUGAUGGUUGAACUCAGGGAGCUGAAUGUGGAGGGAGUCAAGCAUGGGAGCAUAAGCGAUUUGUGUGGCGGUAGACCAAGCCUUGUCAUACUUCGAGUAACAGCAGAUCCGGUCCCUACAGAGAAGAAAGACACAACUAUUCAAGCACAAUUUCCCAAUGUGUUCACUUCAAACAGCCUCACCACAUCUAGCUUCAUCAACGACGUGCUGCCUCCGUGUCUCAAGUCAUUUACCUUCAUCAACAAAGCUGCAACUGUUGCCAAGAUAUUUAGCAUCUCCUUCCGGGGUAGUUCUCUAUUGAAGAAUAUACUUCUCAGAGGUAAUUUGGGGAGCCUGGAGGAGCUGGACCUCUCGGGCACGGCAGUGAAAACCCUCGAUCUUAGAGAAGUGGAAGCUCCAAUCCUCAAGCGUAUCAUCCUAAUGAGCUGCGGAAAGCUCCGUGCAAUAUUAUGGCCACCGAAAGAUAAAGGGACAUGGGUUUUGCAGAAGUUGCACAUCAGCACCGUCCAAUCUGCAUCACCUAACCAAAACAAUUGGGAAGAGAAGACCCAGGAGGCUACUACUGCUGCAGGAUCGCCAUCUAUCCUUACUUUUGGGGCUCAACCACAAGGCAUCGGUCAAGCUGCAUCUUUUCAGUUUAAUUUUUACAUAUGUGUUGUGGAUCCAAGGCUCAUGCGUUCGCUUGUGCCCUUUGAGCGACAUAUUGUGAAACACUCUGUAUACAUGGAGAUUGAUUCAUCUCCUACAGCUACAUGUGGAGCUGCUGCCGGUGGCCGUGAUGUUUCUCAAGGCAUGGGGAGCCAGCAACAGGUUGCUCAAUACUUAUAUGCAAGAGAUGUCUUUCAGGAGCACCCGCAACUUGUCGGUGCAAUCGAAGGUGUGAUCAGCUGGAUGUGGGCUUGCCCACCUAUUCCCAUUCCAAGUCCACAAGAUUGGUACUUUCACAUGCAAGAUGAAGAGAAGAUGGAGAGAGCUCGUCCACCACUUGCAUUCCAUGCCCACCAGAUUCAGACUGGAACUGCCUUGAAUGGUGCCGUGUUGAGAGACUGCUGCCCCAGGCUCAGACAUGUGCUUCCCUUGCCUGCGAGUAUGAACCACUACAUCUCCCCUUUGCCUAGCCUGGAGACCCUGGAGAUCGUGUGUUGCAGUGAUCUGAAGGAAAUCUUCCCUUUGGAACCCAAGCGCCAAGAGAAUCAGCAAAUUGUAUACUUUGCUAACCUAAGAAGGAUCCACCUAUACGAGCUGCCCAUGUUGCAUCACAUCUGUGGGAGCCGGAUGUUUGCACCCAAACUGGAGACCGUCAAGAUCAGGGGCUGCUGGAGCCUCAGGAUCCUACCAGCUGUCAGCGGCGACACCUCCAAGAGGCCCAAGGUGGACUGCGAGAAGGAGUGGUGGGACAAUUUGGAGUGGCUGAACUGGCUGGGCUGCUAUUCGGACGAACGGAAGGGCUGCUAUUCGGACCAAUCUUGGGCGGAGAUAAAGCACGAUCCUUCGCUCUACGAGCUGAGCCACUCGCGGUACUACAAGAAGGCCGACCUGCCAAGAGGCACAGUGCUCAGGUGAGCAAUUCUUUCCAUGGGUCGAUCGCUACAGGCUAUUGGUUCUACGUGCUCGGCUGAAGCUUUCUCUCAAGUGCAUGUUUGUGUGUGUGUGUGUGUUGCUGCCUGCUUACUUGAUGCUGCUUGAUUGGCCCGUGUGAAAUCAGAAUCUGCCUCGCCUUGGUGUGGCGGUGCAUCUUCCUGUUCAGUUUGAUUUGAUUUGAUUUGGUUUGGUUUGGUUAGGUUUGCAAAUCAUUGCUAGAGGAAGUAUGCAUCACCUAGUUGGUAGAUGAUGCAUGGUACGUAGUGCUAGCUCUGAGCAAUGGAGAAAUAAAAAAGAGAGGGCAUUCAGCCUGUGUUGCAUGAGCGACCUGCCUGCUCAUGCUGCCGAUUUGCCCUUGGUCUUCAAUUGUGUGUUGUGGUGUGUGAUUUGUCAGCUACAGACUGAUUAUUGUAAUGCUAAGCAAUUCCUUCGAUUGAUCUACAAAUGGUGAUUUGUGCG